AUGGAAGCAGACGGCAGUGCAAAUGGGAACGGAAACGGAAGGCAAGGAAAGAAGCCUGCAAACGCCAGUUCAAGAAAAGGCUGCACGAGAGGCAAAGGCGGACCUGAGAAUGCUUCCUGUACCUACAAAGGAGUCCGGCAGCGGACUUGGGGCAAGUGGGUGGCAGAAAUACGCGAACCCAACUGUGGUUCGCGCCUCUGGUUGGGAACUUUCGACACCUCCCACGAGGCAGCCAUCGCUUACGAUGCAGCAGCAUAUAAGCUGUAUGGGGAUGCCGCCAAGCUGAAUCUACCACAUCUCUUUGGGAGGGCUCAGAACAUUCCCGACUACUUCACUCUCAACACCAGCGGCGGGAAUGAAAGCGGAGUUCAACCAGUUCCUUUUCAACAGAAUUCGCUCCUGAAUUUUGCAUCCAGCAGCAGCUCCAGUUAUCCCGUACCCCAGUAUCAGGGGAAUGAAGGGCUGUUCUUUGAGAUGAACCCAAACGCAACUGCAACUGGUUACCCCACUGGUACAGCAACUGUUGGUAUAACAUCAGUUAGGAACGACAAUACCAACGUUAUUCACGACAAUGGAAAUGAGGCAGUCAGAAGUGAGGAAGCACCUAUGAAAGAAGUGUGGAACAGCCUCAAAUCAAAUUUGCCAGAGACAGAUGACUCUUCAAUUUGGGCUGAAGCUCAGGCUGCUUCCCCUUUUCAGGUUGCUAUGAAUGAUCCAGGAAUCUUCGAUGGCAACCUCGAUGGCAACUACCCCUGGAACUGA
Molecule: messenger RNA, 762 nt
Organism: Coffea eugenioides
Lineage: Eukaryota; Viridiplantae; Streptophyta; Magnoliopsida; Gentianales; Rubiaceae
Product: dehydration-responsive element-binding protein 2D-like
Exons: 1
Coding region: 1-762 (253 amino acids)
Biological process (GO): response to stress; positive regulation of DNA-templated transcription
Cellular component (GO): nucleus
Molecular function (GO): transcription cis-regulatory region binding; DNA-binding transcription factor activity
Source: RefSeq, a predicted model, not a curated record